AUGGGUGUUGACACCGCCCGACGGCAGGCCACUGUGGCCGGAGUACCCAUCAGACAUGCUGUGCUUGUGGGACUCGUUGUUCAGAAUGCUGCCUUGGUCCUCCUGAUGCACUACUCCCGGGUCAUGCCCUUGGUGAAUGGCGAUCGAUACUACGCUUCAACGGCAGUUUUCCUCUCCGAAGUCGUUAAGUGCUCCUUCUUUCUAUCGAUGGCACUAUACGAGAUCGCAACGAACCCCCAGACCCCCGAAACCUCGACCGUCAGCGAACUAUCGAACGCGUUGUCAAAAGCUGUGCUUACGGGGGAUAGUUGGAAGUUGGCGAUUCCAGCAAUGCUUUUUACACUACAAAACUCACUGCAAUACGUUGCGGCAAGCAACUUGGAUGCGGCGACUUUCUCGGUCACAUUCCAGCUGAAGAUUGUGAGCACGGCUAUCUUUGGGACGGUCUUUCUGGGCAAAAUACUGUCUCUCCGGAAGUGGGCCAGCCUAGGUCUCAUGGCACUUGGGGUGGUUAUAGUGCAGAUGUCAUGCGUCUCGCGAGAAGGCCGCGUGUUGUCGAUCAAAGAUUUGAGGGAUGGCGUUUCUUUCAACGCACCACGAAGCAUUUGGGAUAUGGAGGCAGAAGGCAACGAAGCUGCUGGCCGGCUGAACAAGCGAUCUGCCACUUACGAGGGAAUUGACGAAGAUUUCGCCGCGGCAUACCCCAAGAUGAAUGGAUCUGUUGGUCUUGCGGCUGCGGUGUUGGCUUGUGUACUGUCUGGCAUUGCAUGCGUUUACUUCGAGAGGAUCUUGAAGGCGAAGGACAGCUCGAAGGCGUCUGUCUGGGUGCGUAAUGUGCAACUCUCAUUCUACUCCAUUUGGCCGGCGUUGUUCCUAGGCGUACUGUUCACGGACGGCGAACACAUUUCCAAGACUGGAUUCUUUACUGGAUACAACUGGGUCGUUUGGCUGGUUAUUCUUUUGCAGGCGGCAGGAGGUGUACUGGUGGCGUUGGCAUUGAGCUAUGCGGACAGUAUGACGAAGUCUCUGUCUACCAGUGUGGCUGCAGUCAUCACAUUCUUGGCCAGUGCUCUUUUCCUCGAGUUCCAAACAACAUUACUGUACCUGCUUGGCACGCUGGCUACCACGGCUGCUGCCUUCAUCUACGAUUCCACACCAGAGGACAGGAGGUCACGACCACCACCUAUCAACAUAACUCAGUACGAAAAAAGUGGAGGCGGAGAUCCAGGAUACUUUGACUUGGAAGCCGUUGCAACGGCCGGCAAGUCGCCGCUCCGCGACCCCCUUCGAGAUGCGUUAUCGACCAGCAGGCCUGGCACACCAGUUAGCGAAAGACGACACCUUCGAAGCAAGAGCUCUGAGCGUGUGAGAAUCAUUGAUGUUGGAGUCGAUUUGAUGGAACGCUUUGGGACGUGUUCAGGACUUGAGGUUGGCGCGGUUGACAUUGGGAAGGUGCGAUCCAGCGAAGCUGCCUUGCCACGUGAGAGCACCAUGUCGCCACACGCUAACUCUCAUUUCCCUUCUCGAUUCUUCUCUUUCAUCUUCCUCUCUCAUUGUCUUUCCCCGCCAGGCUCACUGAGCGCGGCAAUGGACGACGACGGCAUCUUCAGCCGGAUGGACGAGCUGGCGGCAGGCCAGCGACGCCAAGCAUACCAUAACUACACUCACAACGGCAACAGCAACGGCGGCUUCUAUGCCUCUGGCAGCUACCCACAACUUGACGAGUACGAUGACCGUUAUCCUCCGGCUUAUGGCUUCCAGAAUGACUAUGUGCAGGAGCCUUUGCAGCUUGACGACUUUGACCAGAGACUCCUUCAUCAACCCGAUCUCGACUCCCGCCAUGGCCAGGCUGCUUUGGGUCGAGCUCGACUGUCACUUCCACCUGCAAGAGGUGGCAUCUCUCAACCUCAAGAUCUGUACCAGCCACCAUCACUCAACCCGCCUCGUUCCACGCAGCAACCCAACUUUUCUCGCUUUGCAUUCAAUUCCGGCCAAACCGCUCAAUCCACUUCGCCAUCGUAUCGACCUUCAAGCCCGACACGUCGUUUGUCUCAGCAACAUCCGGCACCUGUGAGCCGUCUGCCAGAACCCACGUUCAAUCAUGGUCCAGCGAGCACGAGGCCAAAGUACCUACAAUCCGAAGCGAUUGAGGAGGUGCCUACAUCGGAUGAGCAGGAGCUACCAAGUAACCCUUUCGAUUCUCGAUCAGCAUCCAGGCCGGCACACCCACCAAGAACAUCGCAUGUUCCCAAGACUGUGACACCCAUUGUCCAGGGCAUCAACCUCAUCUCGACUCAUGAGCUGCCAGACCGCUUCCGAGCCAUGUUCCCAUUCCCGUUAUUCAAUGCUGUACAGUCGAAAUGCUUCAGUGUGGUAUACCGGACAAAUGACAACUUCGUCGUUUCUGCCCCCACCGGCAGUGGCAAGACGGCCAUUCUCGAGCUGGCCAUUUGUCGCCUCAUCAAUGGUUUCGCCAAUGGCUCCUUCAAAGUUGUGUACCAAGCUCCAACGAAGUCGCUCUGCUCUGAGCGAAAGAAAGAUUGGCAGGCCAAGUUUGGGCCUCUUGAUCUGCAGUGUGCCGAGUUGACCGGAGACACUGACAAUGCCCAGCUACGCAGCGUUCAGCAUGCCAGCAUCAUCAUCACGACUCCAGAGAAAUGGGACAGCAUCACUCGCAAGUGGAAAGAUCACCAGAAGCUCAUGCAGACCGUCAAGUUAUUUCUGAUCGAUGAAGUGCAUAUUCUCAAGGAAGACCGGGGUGCCACCCUCGAAGCAGUUGUCUCGCGGAUGAAGUCUGUCGGCUCGAACGUUCGAUUCGUGGCCUUGAGUGCUACGGUACCCAAUUCGCACGACAUCGCGACCUGGUUGGGCAAAGAUCCGGUAACAGAGCAAGUGCCCGCUCCUCGUGAGAAGUUUGGAGAGGAGUUCCGGCCAGUGCGAUUGCAGAAGCAUGUCUGCGGCUACCAUUCGACCAGCAACGACUUCGCCUUUGAGAAGACGCUGAACAGCAAGCUCACAGAUGUGAUCGCAAAGCGGUCGCAGCGCAAGCCCAUCAUGGUAUUCUGUGCCACACGCAAGUCAUGCGCUGACACUGCGAAGCUUCUUGCAAAUUGGUGGUCGACCAAAGGCCCGCGCGACAGACAUUGGUCUGCUCCUCGACAGCGAGUGGUGGUUGCAGAGCAACAGCUGAAGGAGACCGUUGUUGCCGGCGUGGCCUUUCAUCACGCUGGACUCAGCAGUGACGACCGCACUGCCAUUGAGGAUGCCUACAAGAGGGGCGAUAUCAAUGUCAUCUGCUGCACGUCAACUUUAGCAGUUGGUGUCAAUCUGCCCUGCCACAUGGUCAUACUCAAAAACACGGUCUCGUACCAAAAUGGCUCCCUCAAGGAGUACUCAGACCUUGAGGUCAUGCAAAUGCUUGGCCGUGCCGGUAGACCUCAAUUCGACAACAGCGCGGUGGCGAUCAUCAUGACUCGACUCGAGAGGAUGAAGACUUACGAGCAGAUGAUAGCUGGGCAGGAGAUUUUGGAGAGCUGCCUGCACAACAACCUCACCGAGCACCUGAACUCAGAGAUUGGACUCGGAACCGUCACCAAUCUCUCGAGCGCAAAGAAGUGGCUGAAGGGAACGUUCCUAUACGUCAGAUUGAAAGAGAACCCGGAUCACUACCACAUUGAACAACAAGCCCUUGGACGAGACCUCGACGAGCGACUUGAGAACAUUUGUCGCAACGGCCUUGCCUCCUUGGAAGAACACGACCUCGUUCGAGGAACCACGAAGCUUCAAAGCACCGAAUUUGGCGAUGCUAUGGCUCGCUACUAUCUCAAAUUCGAUACCAUGAAAGAUCUCCUCGCCCUCCCCGAGCAAGCAAAGCUGUCAGAGAUCUUGUCGACUGUCGCUCAGGCCGCCGAGUUCAAGGACAUCCGUUUUCGUGCAGGAGAGAAGCCUGUCUACAAAGAGCUCAACAAGAAUCCAUCGAUCAGAUUUCAGAUUCCAGGCGACAUCGACUCGACGGCUCACAAGGUCUCACUGGUCAUUCAGUCAACGUUGGGGGCGAUCGAGCUUCCAACUGAAGAGAGCAAGCAUCAAAUGGAAUAUUCCACAGCUAAGAACACCAUCUUUCAACACGCUCACCGGCUCAUCAGGUGCAUCAUUGACUGCCAGCUAUACCUCAAGGAUGCUACUUCGGCACGACAUGCAUUGAUGCUAGCACGAAGCCUUGGCUCUGGUUCUUGGGACGAUUCGCCGCUUCAUAUGAUGCAGCUCGACACUCUUGGUAUUGUGGGAACUCGCAAGCUCGUCACAGCCGGAUUCAAGUCGAUUGAGGAUAUUGAAGGCGGUGAUCCUCGUCGUAUCGAGAUGAUCCUAUCGCGCAACCCUCCUCACGGAGAUCGACUGCGAGAGCAAGCAAAGAUCUUCCCACGGCUGCGCAUAUCGAUGAAGACGAUUGAUCGGCCGACCAUCAAAGGCGAUGAGAGAGUCACGGUCAAGGUCAAAGCCGAAAUCGGGUUCUUGAACGACAAGCCGCCAGAGAUGCUCCUUCGAAAGAUGGUCUACGUUUGCUUGCUCGUGGAGACUUCGGAUGGCCGUUUAGCACACUUCGCUCGCGUCAGUGGAAAGAAGCUGGGAAACGGCCAGGCGCUACUGUUCACAGCUGACUUGACCUCGCAUACCCAGACGAUACGGGGAUAUGUCAUGUGCGAUGAGUUCGCCGGCACACAGAGGACGGCGACGCUGAAGCCUGAGGUGCCAGCGUUCAUGUUUCCAGCACCAAAGGCGGCGGCAGAAGAAGCUGCCAAGAAGCAGACUGCCAAUAUCAACGCGCCAAACACGGCACAGCGACGUGCUGCUGCGACUGCUGCCGCCGCUGCCAAUCCUAAUCGACAGGAUGAGGACGAGUUCGGAGAUGCUGGCAUUGACGAUGAUGCCCUGGUCGCCGCAGAAGGCAAUGGGUUCACGAACAUCGACGACUUUGACGACGACGGCAACCAGAAACGCAAGUUGACGACAAAGGCCUCGACCGCAUCGAAGGUUAACCCGGCUACAACUGAGAGAUGGGAGCCUCAACAGCUUGCCAGUGGCAAGUGGGCAUGCAACCACAAAUGUAUCGACAAGGUCAAUUGCAAACACAUAUGUUGCCACGAGGGGCUGGAUCGUCCACCCAAACCACCCAAGCCGAAAGAGCCGAAGAAGGAAGCAUCUGAUCCAAAGCAAACGAAGUUGGAUGCCAGCAUGAAGAACAAAAAGCCAACAGCAGGGGGUUCGAAAGACACUGUCCUUCCAGCAUCCACGGCUCCAGCCCGCAAGAAGUCUGAGCCAAAGGAGGCGCGCGAUCUGGAUCGCCUUCACAACAGCGUACCAAGUUCAGUUUCCAAUCUGCCACUGCUGAAGGACAGGCCGAACGCCAAAGCCAAAGCCACCACUCAAUCCCGUCUGAAUUCGAUUGGAUCUGUUCACAAGUACAACUCCAGUGAUUACGGCCUCGAUACCCUCGACGACGAAGACCUACCAGCAGACUUCGACUUUGACCUCAAUGGCACGCAGCCAGGUACGCGUAUGAGUCCACCUCAGAACACCUUUAACUCGAAUGACGACGAUGAGGACCUAUUAAGUGGUCUCUACAACUUCGCCAACGACGUCCUUCCUACCAACGCGCCCGCACCCAAAGAUGACGCCCUCUCCACCAUGGACAAAGACACUCCAGCCUUCCUCCGCAAGCCAUAUACAAUGCAAUCAUCACCACAGAAAGGCCACUCAAUCUUCCUUACCGGUGACACAAGCAGCUCCUCCCUCCACGCCACCCCCUUUCAACCCCUCCCAAAACGCAAGCACUCAGCCGACGUCGACGAGUCUAACCACCUGAGCGCAUCCUACCCACCACCCUCAAAGAAACACAAACCCAACACCCCAGGAGCAGAAGAAGAAGACGACGACUUCAAAGACGAAGAAAUGCUCCUCAGCGACUCCUACCAACCUGAGCAGGAGAACAGCGAUCUGAUCAUGCGAGAUGCCGCACCGACUGGAGAUGGGGAUGUCAAAGACCAGCAGCAGGUGAAGGAUGAGGAAGAAAUCAAAGAGGAAGAUAGCAAGCCCGAGGACGUGCAUUUAAGGGAAUGGUUCGAGAAGGAAUUUGGGACGGAGAUGUUCACUUUUGUGGACUGA
Messenger RNA from Zasmidium cellare ATCC 36951, 6162 nucleotides. RefSeq lists its product as uncharacterized. Bases 1 to 6162 code for a protein of 2053 amino acids. Lineage: Eukaryota; Fungi; Ascomycota; Dothideomycetes; Mycosphaerellales; Mycosphaerellaceae. Gene Ontology annotation, molecular function: pyrimidine nucleotide-sugar transmembrane transporter activity; ATP binding; nucleic acid binding. Gene Ontology annotation, cellular component: Golgi membrane. Gene Ontology annotation, biological process: pyrimidine nucleotide-sugar transmembrane transport. The record is from RefSeq and is a predicted model, not a curated record. The transcript is spliced from 7 exons.